AUUCCCACCAAGUUAGGACAGUCUCCGAACAGGAGACUCGCAAAGUUGAGAACAUAACUUAGUUAACUUUCUUAGUGCGCGUUGCUGGAUCUUCAAAGAUGAGAAACAAUACAAGGUUAAGUUGUGGGAGACAUCAUGGUUAUUUAAUGUUACUCGGGGCUCUGGCAGUUACGUUAUCCAGUUACUUUGGACAAGUGAUGAGUUUGCCCACUGAUUUAAACCAGUGGCCUACGUUCCCUAGAAGGAACAUCGCGGCAUUAGCACGUGAUGGUUAUCUGAAGCAUUCCUUGCCGAGCUACAAGAGAAGCAUCUCAACUCUAGCAAAGAAUGGCCAAUUACCAACCUUCAGGUCUCCAUAUGAUGAAACUGAUAAACAGGAACAAGAUGACGAUGAAUCCCAUGAAAAGAGAAAUAUAGCUUCGAUUGCACGUCUUCGUAGCUAUGCUGCGAUGAAGAGGAAUAUCCAAGCCCUGGCCAGAGAUGGAUAUCGUGCUGGCAGAGGACAGUACAAUCAACCUAAUGACAAACGUAAUCUAGCUUCUUUGGCUCGCAAUGGCAUGAUUCAUAAGAAGAACGAGAUGAGUGGCGAUGAAUAUUAUUUCCCCUUUUAUCAAAACCCUAUUCCCCCUCUAUCAGAAAUUGAUGGACCAUAUGAUUUAAACGAAAUGUACGAUUUCCAACAGUCUAUAAACCCUGAUAUGCUCCCACCCCUAUCUCAGGUUUUUAAGAGAACUAAUCCCUUAUGGCUACCACAAACAGAUCCCGCUGAAUUCGAAGUAGAAAACAACAUUAAUUAUAAAAGGGGUGUUAUGGGAAUGCCUGUUCAUGGACUGUACAGACCAGCAAUCAUGGAACCAAACGAAGGAAGUGUGAGGAACAAGCGAUACAUCUUAUCUUUGCCGGAUGUUUUGGAUCACAAUGAUGUUAAUGUCCCAGAGAAUAAUGAGAAUACAAAUGACGAUGACAAGCGUUCCGUUGAUGAAGAUAACGAUGUCCGUGAAACAUUUGAAAAGCGUCAUAUCGGUUCAUUGGCUCGGUUAGGUUUGCUUCCGUCAUUUAGGUUCUCAGGAGGGCGUUAUAGCAGGUCUGGUAGAGCCAGACUGCUCUUGCCCAGCCAAGAGUUAUACAGGAAGCAUUCCUCUGACGAGAAUUUCGGAAUUAGGGAAUAUCUCUCUGGUGCCGAAACUGACGUCGAUCCAGACGACGCCGACUUACCGCCGCCGGCAGUAUCUCCUCACUCGCACCCGACAGGAAGGCUCCUCCACCGACCACUAAACAACGACCUCCCGAACGUGUCCAAUGUCCCGCUACCUUUCCCCCCACCGCCGUACCCGCGACCCAACUUCGUCGACGCCCUAACAAAGAACAGCUGGCAAUCCAACAAGGAAGUUCCCAAAUUCUACAAUUUUAGGUCUUUGAAAAUUCCGUAUCACACGUCAGGGAAGAGAUAUCUUCUGUUGCCGGCUGUGGAUAACAUUCUCCUGAGGAAGACUUACCGCAACAGCAGUCUGCCGAGUCGUCGUAAGAACCAGUAGCUAUGUCAGUGUCCGCUGGAUGACGCCCGGUUACUCGGCAAUGGACUGUGAAGUGAUAAACUAAUGUACCGAGGGACGACAUUCCGCUACUUUAUUUUGAGACAUUUUCUAUUUCGGAGCUUACACAUGUUUCUUUAAGCAUUUCAUACAUUUUGCAAGUUCUCUUGCUAUACGGGACGAAUGAAAUUAAUGUAGACAAUAAUCAUUCAAAUGAUAAUUAUUCUUAAACAAUUGAUGUUAUAUGUUGUGACUACUAUGAAUAUUCUGAUGAUUAAUUAGUAAAUUCUAGUGUAUAAGAGAUCUCAAUUUUGUAAACGACUUGGCCAGCUUAUGACAGAUAUCGUCUAAGAAAAUAACUGUAGAUAAAUUUUUAGGAUGUCAAUCGCAAAUAUUAGGUCACUCUUCUUAUAGUAGAGAUAUAUAUAUAUUAAGUAGUUAAAUAUUUGAUAUAUUAAGCUCUAUAUUAAACUAUAUACAAUAUAGUAUAUUUAUAUCUCUUCAGUUGGAUUUUUUGACUGAUGGAAAAGAACUGUUUAAUCAUCAAGCUUCCAGUAAAGGGUAUAUACAAGAUAUGAUGUGAUAUGUAGAGAAAUUUUCUCUGAGUUUUGAAAAACAUAUCCAUGUCUCUUAUUUGACUAGAAUUAGCUGUGUUUGACAAAUAAAUGAAUAUUAAAUAUUUCAAAAACAUACACUAAGCUUUAACCGGUCAAAGUCAAAAACCUUUCCAAUAUAUAUUGUCAUUUAUUAAAAUGGACAAUAAAAAUGCGACCACGGCACCAGAUAAUAAUAUUUUUAAACAUUAUACUGUAGUUCUAAUCUCUUUCCUAUAGAUAUAAAAUAUACCAGAUACCAUGUUUAAACUUAGUAUGGUGUUGGUUGUAAAUAAAAGGUUUUGGUCCAA
Molecule: messenger RNA, 2436 nt
Organism: Plodia interpunctella (Indianmeal moth)
Lineage: Eukaryota; Metazoa; Arthropoda; Insecta; Lepidoptera; Pyralidae
Gene: Nplp1
Product: Neuropeptide-like precursor 1
Exons: 6
Coding region: 99-1535 (478 amino acids)
Source: RefSeq, a predicted model, not a curated record